AUGAAAUCAUUUGUUACUUCCUAUUGUCUAAACCAAGGCCUUCUGAUUUCAUACAAGAUGAGAAUAUCUCUUAAUCUUCUUGCAUUCCUCCUCCUAGUCCUUCAUCAUCAGUCAAAUGGCCAAAAUAAUCCAAAUAUUAGCAUAGGUUCUACUUUCACUGCUGGAGAAAAUGUUUCUUUGUUAUCCUUGUCUGGGGACUUUGCCUUCGGAUUUUAUCCUGUUUCAGAUACUCUUUUCCUAGUUGGAAUUUGGUUCAACAAAAUCCAGAAAACAACACUUGUAUGGUCAGCAAAUCGCGACAAUCCAGCUGAAAUCAGAUCAACUAUUAGUCUAACAACUGGUGGUCAGCUUGUGCUCAACUAUGCUAAUGGCACAGUUCAACAGAUUUACAAUGAGUCUGCAAGGUUGGGAACCAUGCAAGAUGAUGGAAAUCUUGUCUUGAGAGACUCAAGUUCAAAUAAAGUUUGGGAAAGCUUUAAAUCUCCCACUGAUACACUUUUGCCAGGACAAACUUUAUUAUCAGCAGGAAAGCUCUAUUCAAAUUCUAUUUCAGAUGGGAAUUCCAAGUACUCUAAAGGGAAAUUCAUGCUAGAAAUGCAAGCUGAUGGAAAAUUGGUACUAUCUGCUUAUCAUUUUGGAGACACAGGAUAUUGGCUGAGUAGUCAAGAUGAUAAAGGAAACCGUGAAGUGAAAUUAGUUUUCGACCAGAGGAAUGCAUCUUUGUACCUUGUGAAAGAUAACACUAGCACAAUUUUUUCUUUUCCACCGAAUGUGCCAACCCCAGUUGAAGACUACUACCACCGUGCAACUAUAGACAGUUUUGGCAACUUCCAGCAGUAUGCUUAUCAUAAGACUAAUGGUAGCAAUUGGAUUAGAGUUUUGAAGAUCCCUUCAGAGCCAUGUAUGGUUAAUGCUGUUUGUGGGGCUUACGGAUUCUGCAGCUCAAAUGAUAAUGAAACUGUAAAUUGUGACUGUCUUCCGGGGUAUGUCUUCUUGGAUCCAAGUAACCCUACCAAAGGUUGUCAUCCGGAGACAAUGAUCAACUUCUGUGCAGGUCAUCUAUCUAGCGGAAAUUUCACAAUAGAGGCUAUUCAGGAUAGUGACAUGCCUUACAAUGAGGUUGGGGAUUAUGAAAUUUAUCGUGAUGUUGAUGAGGAGGAAUGCAAGAAAGUUAUCAUGGAAGAUUGUUAUGCCAUGGCUGCUUCUCUAAUCAAUAGGGAAUGUCACAAGAGGCGUACUCCUAUACUCAACGCCCGUAGAAUUUCUAUGACCACAGGCAGCGUUUCCUUCAUCAAGGUGCCUAUUAAGUCAGCUAAAGAUGACAUAUCAACAAAAAAGAAAUCCAACACCAGAGCCCAUCUCACUGCUGGCCUUAUAACUACCAGUUCACUUACUUUCCUAUUUGGAGCCUUGGCGUUUUACUAUCAUCCUGCUCCUCGGAGACUUGUAAAACGAGAGUGGAAUCCAAAUUCAUCAAGAAUAGGUAUCAAUUUCCGCGAGUUCACAUACAAAGAACUGCAUGAAAUAACUAAUGGCUUCAGCAAGCAACUUGGAAAAGGAGCUUCUGCAAAAGUUUACUAUGGGAAUCUCAAGUUAAAGGAUGUUCAAGUAGAGAUUGCGGUGAAGCUGAUGAAAGACGUUGCAGAGCCAAGUGAGAAGGUAUUUAUGACAGAGCUAAAAAUCAUAGGCAGAACUCAUCACAAGAAUUUGGUAAAGCUAUUAGGAUUUUGCAUUGAGGAUAAUCACUUCAUUUUGGUUUAUGAGUUGAUGAAGAACGGAGCUUUAUCAGAUUUUUUGUUCAAGGAAGAAAUACUGCCUACUUGGAGUCACAGAACUGAAAUGGCACUAGGAAUUGCAAGAGGACUGCUUUACUUACAUGAAGAAUGUGAUUCUCCAAUCAUCCACUGUGACAUAAAGCCUCAAAAUGUACUUCUUGACAGUAAAUACAAUGCCAAGAUUUCAGAUUUUGGGCUAUCGAAACUCUUGAAGAAGGAUCAAACAAGAACAGAUACUUGUGCAAGAGGGACAGUGGGAUAUUUAGCACCAGAAUGGCUAAAGAAUGCUCCAAUAACACCCAAAGUUGACAUUUUUAGUUUUGGUGUAAUGUUACUGGAGAUAACAUGUGGUAGAAGGCAUAUUGAGCUUAGCAGGGUAGAGGAAGAGAGCGAAGACGAUGAAGGUGAUGAUUUAUUGCUUGUAAAUUGGGUUUCAGGCUGUGUGAGAAGUGGUAGAAUUGACAAACUUGCAAGGAGUGAUCCUGAAGUAUUGAAUGAUAUUAAAAGACUUGAACGAUUCGUGAAGGUGGGAUUGUGGUGUGUCCAUCCUGAUCCAAUUGUUAGACCUUCAAUGAAAAUGGUGAUGCAAAUGCUUGAAGGCAUAACAGAAGUUGAAGUUCCUCCAAUGUUUUAUCACUAAAUGAUAGUAAUGAAGAACCUUAAGGAACAUCCUGCAGUACUUAUGCUCUUGUAAAAUUAGUCUAAGUUUUAGAAUUUGAGUUGUUACUUUUGCAAGUUCAUAGUCUGUGCUUCAAUUUCUCCCUUUGUCAUGUUUG
Molecule: messenger RNA, 2551 nt
Organism: Solanum stenotomum
Lineage: Eukaryota; Viridiplantae; Streptophyta; Magnoliopsida; Solanales; Solanaceae
Product: G-type lectin S-receptor-like serine/threonine-protein kinase LECRK1
Exons: 2
Coding region: 1-2415 (804 amino acids)
Biological process (GO): protein phosphorylation; recognition of pollen
Molecular function (GO): protein serine/threonine kinase activity; ATP binding
Source: RefSeq, a predicted model, not a curated record